Polistes dominula (European paper wasp) is the source of this 816-nucleotide messenger RNA. RefSeq lists its product as uncharacterized. Gene Ontology annotation, molecular function: zinc ion binding. The record is from RefSeq and is a predicted model, not a curated record. Lineage: Eukaryota; Metazoa; Arthropoda; Insecta; Hymenoptera; Vespidae.
AACCUGCUACGUUCUUCCCAGUGAACUGCAAUGGCUGGCAGUUUUUUACCUCGUUAUUGUUUUCUUAAAUAUAGGGGAAAGAGUGAGAAAGAAAUAGACGUUUAACUGUUAAAUAGUGAUCUGAAUGUUGUUUGCACAUAAAUAUAUUUAAUUUACAUGUUAAAAGUAUAUAUCGUGAAAGUUGAUAUAAACAAGUAUUGAUAUUAUUAUCGUAAAUGUCAUAUUUUGACACAUAGUAUUAAAUAAGACAAAAAUAUUAAUUAAAUAUAUUCUAUAUAUUAAUCAAAUGACAUUAAUUAGAAUCUUGUUCAUUAAAUUAUUUAAUUACAAUUAUUUAACGUUUAAUCUAUCUCAUUAUAAAUGGCAAUUCAAGGUGUUGCUAUAGUAGCGCUUACAGUUGGUUUAGCAAGUUUAUUAUAUUAUAUUUUUGCUAAUAAUGGAGCACAAGAAGAACCUUAUGGAUAUGGAAAUACUAGAGGUGCUAAUGGUUCAACUUUUGAAAGGUUUCCCAAUUAUUUCACCUCCUUGGAACAAUCAUCAAACAACGAGCAACAAAAUCGACACAGAAAACGAUCUAAGAGAUUGCAGAAUGAAAAUACCGUCUGCACUAUCUGUUUACAAGAAAUUUCAAGUCAACGUAAAGUGCUUCCAUGUAAUCAUUCGUUUCAUGAAAAAUGUAUUAAUACAUGGAGAUCGGAAGGUCCAAUGGGAUCACGUAAUACUUGCCCUAUUUGCAGACAAAUUCACGUUAAUAUCUAGUUUUAUAAAUGGGUAGUGUUCAUUUUUUGACACAAACUUGUAAUUAUGAAGUAUUUA